Molecule: messenger RNA, 507 nt
Organism: Pararge aegeria (speckled wood butterfly)
Lineage: Eukaryota; Metazoa; Arthropoda; Insecta; Lepidoptera; Nymphalidae
Product: keratin-associated protein 21-1-like
Exons: 2
Coding region: 1-507 (168 amino acids)
Source: RefSeq, a predicted model, not a curated record
AUGAAGUCCUUUAUCGCAGUCCUCGCCCUGGUAGCCUGCGCCGCAGCUGGCUCUGACAACAGCGAGAAGCGCGACAAGAGAGGCUACCUCAGCGGCGGCCUGAGCGCCGGCUACGGUGGACUGGGCGGCUACAGCGGUGGCUACAGUGGUGGCUACAGCGGUGGCUACAGUGGCCACGGAGGCUACUCCGGCUACUCGGCGCCCGCCGCGCAGCUCGUCACCGUCAACAAGGUGGUCAACACGCAGCGCGUCGUUGACGUGCCACAAGUGGUCAACGUACGCAAGGUGGUCUCCGUGCCGCAGGUUGUGUCCGUCAAUAAGCUGGUGGCCGCACCCUCCUACAGCUCUGGAAUCGGCUCCGGCUACUCGUCCGGCUACAGCUCCGGAAUCGGCUCCGGCUACUCAUCCGGUUACAGCUCCGGAAUCGGCUCCGGCUACUCAUCCGGUUACAGCUCCGGAAUCGGCUCCGGCUACGGAUCCGGCUACUCCAGCGGCUCCGGCUGGUAG